This is a messenger RNA of Halteromyces radiatus, 1388 nucleotides long. Its product is annotated as ankyrin repeat-containing domain protein. Bases 113 to 1111 code for a protein of 332 amino acids. Gene Ontology annotation, molecular function: protein binding. The record is from RefSeq and is a predicted model, not a curated record. The transcript has 8 exons. NCBI's taxonomy places the organism in Eukaryota, Fungi, Mucoromycota, Mucoromycetes, Mucorales, Cunninghamellaceae.
UUUUUCCAUUUCUUCUUUUCAACCACCGAAAUGGGGUGAAAAUAAGUAGGCCCAUAUUGCCUUCAUUUUUUUUUUUUUUUGUUCCUCUGCGGUUCUCCUUGUUCUUUCUGAUAUGCCCACGAUUCAUUAUGAAAAUAGUGCUCCAAAAACUUCCUUUUUUGAUUUACAAAGAGCAGCUAUUGUAAGGGAAAGUCCAUCCUUACGACUACGAAAGGCUGCCAUAGAGGGAAAUAUUGCAGCAGUCAAACGUCUCAUCAAAAUGGUCCCCAAUAUACAGAAUCCUGACCCGGACAAUGGAUAUACUACUCUAAUGUAUGCAGCGAAAUACGGUCACCUUGAUAUCGUUCAUCUUUUACUUGAAAUGGGUCAUGAAGAAGAGGUCAUCUCAAUGGAUCACAAAGGUAUCACAGUGCUUAUGCUUGCUAUCAUGCACGACCAUGAUGAGAUCUAUUAUGCGUAUGUGUCAAGAUAUCGGGAAUGUAUACAUGCAAUCAGCAAAGAUGGAAGUAGUGCGUUACUAAUAGCUGCUCAAAAGGGAAAUGCUAAUCUUGUUAGAAAUCUCUUAUCAAUUUCGGUGGAUAUUGAUCACACGGAUAAUGAAGGAAACUCUGCCUUCCAUUAUGCAUGUGCUUGGGGACAUCCUGCUGUGAUGGAACUAUUGAUGUCUGAAAAUUGCAAUGUAGAAUUGGAAAAUAAUGAUCAUUUUACUGCUGCUGAUGUUGCUUAUAGUUUUGGUAUCAAGGAUCACCUCAAAGAACUCUCUGAAAUGACAAUCAUCAAUGGUGACUCAGCAACAUCACUCUCUUCUUCUUAUAAACAGUCCUUACUCAACAGUCGUAUAUACCCUCCUCCCCUGUCUAACAAUGGAGCUUACUCAUCUGUCAACACAUCAACCAUGAUCUCCCGAGGACCAUCGUAUGGUGGCACUAUGGAUUCACCUACACCACGAGCAUCUACGUCUUCAUCUUCCACAAUACUACCAUCUGUCGGCAUACCAAUCAUCAACUCGGCAAGUACUGGAGCCCAUUAUCGAUCCAAUGAAACAUACCUGGAACAACAACAUGAACGUGUACCAAGUGCGGAUUCAAAAUCUUUCAAGGGCCGUUUUUAGAUAUUGUUUAUUUUAGUUUAUAGCUUAGAAAAUAAAAGUUGUUGUUAUACCCUCCUAUUGUCCUCCUCAUAUCAUAUAUUAACGUAGUCUUCUCAUAAUGAGCAUCAACGACAAAAGAAUUUUAUCAUUAUUUACAAUAGAGAUGUACGGAAAUAUAUAUUAUCAUCUACAUAAAUAUUCAUACAAACACAAUUCAAAAAAAACCCCAAUCCAAAGGAUACAUAAUUGAAGUUUCAAAAAGGUAAAACUGCUUUAUUCACAGAUAAUAGAAAAAAAA